Molecule: messenger RNA, 1764 nt
Organism: Paraglomus brasilianum
Lineage: Eukaryota; Fungi; Glomeromycota; Glomeromycetes; Paraglomerales; Paraglomeraceae
Source: the annotation of a GenBank genome assembly
AUGGGUAAAUAUUCCAAGUGCGUGCGUACCAAAACAAACUUACAGUCAACGUCAUUACUUAUUUACGUUGUAAUCGUCUUUGAUUUCCACAAGUUUAACCUCGAACUAGAAGAUUCAGACAUAUACAGAGAGGACAUUAAAUACUGGCGCAUGACCGCUGUGUCAACUCAGAGCCCGCCACAACCGAUGACGAUCCAGUUUUAUUUGGACAUUACAGACUUGGCUCAGGACCAAAUCCUUGUUCUGGCCGAUGAAUUUUAUGGAAGGCAUCGUGUUACUGUGGAAGAGAUCGAUGAGGAUGGUAGAGGGAGGAGAAAGGACAGGAUCAUGUUGGAGAGUUGGACGCUGACUUUGAGUCAGCCAACACCCGAUUCACAAGCAGAAUUACCCAUAGUAUACAAAAAAUCCAUAACCUUCUUUCGUUCACUGUACGCAUAUGUGAGAUUACUUCCAAUGUACGGAUUAUUCAAAAGAUUGUCGAUGAAACUGACACAGUCUAUGAAGAUUGGGCAUCGGUUUGUAUUGCCAAAUGCAAAUACCAGAGAUGACGGAGAGAGGGUGGUGAGGAGUGAAAAAGGAAUUGGGAAAGAUGUUCCAAUAAUAGACAAGAUGACCGGUACAGUGGCUUCCGAAUAUCAAUUUACUCCAAUUGAAACCCCGUUAGGUGUGUUUUCGCUUGAAGUGAUCUAUCGCAACAACUGCGACUUUUACAUCGACGAUGAUUCGGAAGCUUCACCGUCGUAUCUCUCAACGUCAGAAUCUCCUCGUGGCAUGGAUCCAAUGUUUGGCGCACCGCUAGUGAGAACACGUAGUUCAUCAGCUUUGAGUCAAGAAACAGAGACAAGUCCGCAUCCGGCCUUUGUAAGAAGUGCGCAUCAUCAAAGACAGCCGAGCUACGGUUACGGAAGCGGGGCCUCGGGUUUAUCGCCCAAGACUAGCGAUGCAAGGAGGCUAUCGCAAGUUGAGGGUAGCCAGAUUAAGUAUGGGUAUCGAGAAUCCCUACAUCCACAGGGCUCUCCGACAGCCUCAAAUCGCCCAACUGUAACCAUGAUCAAACCGUUCAAAGCUUUAUCCCUCUCCUCAUCACCAACGUCACAUCCCGAUAACUUGCCUUCCCCCACGAACUCUGAUAAAGGUAUAUCCUCUUCACCACUCUAUCGCUCUCCGUCUCAAGUGUCGUUAGGCCCGCGAUACUCGUCGUCGCCAUCCUCUGGCCGACCCUUGUCAAUAAUUAGUAACUCGGGAGCUCUGUCUUCGUCGGUGAAAUCAACGUCAUCGGGCGGUGGGAGUCCGAGUGGAAAUACGCUAAGGUUCUCGUCUAGUUUCAAGAGUCGGUAUGAAAGGACAGGAAAUGCAUCUGGGAGCAGAGACAAGGAUGGAACCGUUGGUGGGAGAAGACCGUCGAGAUCCAGUUUAUAUACGAAUCGAAGCGAUGAUACUAUUAGUGAACGGGGAUCAUUUUCUUCGUCAUAUUGGCCGUUUCAAGAAGAAGACGAUCUCGGAGAUUUUGUGAAAAUGAUAGAAACUAGGGGACCUCUCAAGAUGUUUAGUAAAAGUCCUACAAAAUCCGACGACUCAAUCAAAGAAGCCCACAACAAUCUUUCCGACAUUUUGUCAUCAAACACACUUCCGACUUCAUCCACACAACUUCAUCCGCCAAACGACGGUGCACUCCUUCUGGGCUCUGGUGGAUCUUCCGUGUCCUCUUCGCUCUCAUCUGUAAACCGGUCGACAAGCCUUCACGAGAAAUACAAUAACUCUUGA